Messenger RNA from Cinclus cinclus, 1356 nucleotides. RefSeq names its product fibulin 7 (gene FBLN7). Gene Ontology annotation, molecular function: calcium ion binding. The record is from RefSeq and is a predicted model, not a curated record. Lineage: Eukaryota; Metazoa; Chordata; Aves; Passeriformes; Cinclidae.
AUGCUGCGGAGUUCUCGCACUAACCUCCUCACGGGCAGCAGGUUGGCUCCUGGGAGGAGUGGCAGCUCAGGGAGGUCCCCAGCCCUGUCUCCAUCCCUGUUCCCGCAGAGCUGCCUCAGCAGGCAGCAGCUCCUGGCUGCCAUCCGGCAGAUGCAGCAGCUGCUGAAGGGGCAGGAGACACGGUUCUCGGAGGGGCUGCGCACCGUGAGGAGCCGCCUCAGCACCAUCCACGCCUCCCUGGCCAAGGCCGCCCCGCAGCCGCCCACCCCCUCCUGUCCUGCCCUCCAAGCCCCUGCGGAUGGGAGGAAGUUUGGCACCAAAUAUUUGGUGGAUCACGAGGUUCACUUUGCCUGUGAUCCAGGAUUCCAGCUGCUGGGCUCCAGCACACGGAUGUGCCAGGCCAACGGCAGCUGGACAGGGCAGGAGCCCCGCUGUGCAGAGAUCAGUGAGUGCUCGAGCAGCCCCUGCCAGAAUGGUGGAACGUGUCUGGAGGGGCUCGACCACUUCAAAUGCCUCUGCCCCCCACAGUGGACCGGGAGCACCUGCCAGUACCAGGCUCAGACCGCUCCUCCUGCCUGGAGCGUGACGGAUGACCCGGCCUUCAGCCGGCAGCCCCGCUGUGCCCAGAUCGCCCAGACCCAGCAGUGCAGCUGCGACCCCGGCUUCCACAUGAACGGCACGGCUCCCGACGGGAUCUGCCAGGACCUCAACGAGUGCGAGGUGUACCAGCAGGAAGGGGGACCCCGGCUCUGCGCCCACUCCUGCGUCAACAUUCCCGGCUCCUUCCGCUGCUCCUGCCCCGCCGGGUACGUCCUGCUGGGCAACGGCAAGAGCUGCGAAGAUAUUGAUGAGUGUUCCCUAUCCCAGGAUAACUGCACGAGCGGGAGCACCUGCAUCAACACGGGGGGGGGGUUCCAGUGUGUCACCCCCCAGUGUCCCCCGGCCACCGGCAACGUCUCCUACGUCAAAACCUCCCCCUUCCAGUGCGAGCGCAACCCGUGCCCCAUGGAGAGCCGCUUAUGCCACCAGGCCCCCAAAACCAUCUCCUUCCACUACCUCCCGCUCCCCUCCAAGCUCCAGACUCCGGCGCCUCUGUUCCGCAUGGCCACGGCAGCGGCGGCUCUGGGCCGGCCGGGCCCCGACAGCCUCCGGUUUGGUAUCACGGGCGGGAACAGCCGCGGGCACUUCGUGGUGCAGCGCUCGGACCGGCACACCGGGGAGCUGCUGCUGGUGCAGAGCCUGCGAGGGCCCCGCACCGUCCACGUGGACGUGGACAUGGCCGAGUACCUGGAUCAGGUGUUCCAGGCCAAGCACCUGUCCAAAAUCACCCUCUUUGUCUCGCCCUAUGAGUUUUAG